This is a messenger RNA of Saccharomyces kudriavzevii IFO 1802, 3534 nucleotides long. It is a transcript of the gene PMC1, whose product is annotated as calcium-transporting ATPase PMC1. Gene Ontology annotation, molecular function: ATP binding; ATP hydrolysis activity; P-type calcium transporter activity. The coding region runs from base 1 to 3534 and encodes 1177 amino acids. The transcript has a single exon. The record is from RefSeq and is a predicted model, not a curated record. Gene Ontology annotation, biological process: intracellular calcium ion homeostasis; calcium ion transmembrane transport. Gene Ontology annotation, cellular component: intracellular membrane-bounded organelle; membrane. NCBI's taxonomy places the organism in Eukaryota, Fungi, Ascomycota, Saccharomycetes, Saccharomycetales, Saccharomycetaceae.
AUGUCCAGACAAGACGAAAAUUCCGCUUUAUUGGCAGACAAUGCGAACAACCAUCUAUCGUAUACGGGAAAUCAGAAUGGAUGCCAAGAUAAUUUCAAGCUUUCAAAAAGUCAGCUUUCCGAUCUUCAUAAUCCCAAAUCAAUAGGAUCGUUUAUAAAAUUAUUCGGCAAUGGGACCGACAACUUUUUCAAGUACUUAAAAACAGAUAAAAGUGCAGGUAUUUCUCUUCCAGGAAAAACUGACUAUCGCAAGACAAGCCGCUAUAAGCACUACGGUGAUAAUUCUCUUCCUGAAAGAAUACCUAAGUCGUUUUUGCAGUUAGUACGGGCUGCCUUCAAUGAUAAAACAAUGCAGCUAUUGACAGUGGCCGCCAUUGUUUCCUUUGUUUUGGGUCUAUAUGAAUUAUGGGUACAACCUCCGCAGUAUGAUCCCGAAGGUAACAAAAUCAACCAAGUUGACUGGAUAGAGGGUGUUGCUAUCAUGAUAGCUGUCUUUGUAGUAGUCUUAGUGAGUGCCGCCAACGAUUACCAAAAGGAAUUACAAUUUGCGAAGCUGAAUAAGAAAAAGGAAGACCGUAAGAUUAUAGUCAUAAGAAAUGAUCAGGAAAUACUGGUUUCUAUUCACCAUGUUUUGGUUGGUGAUAUCAUUUCAUUGCAAACCGGUGAUGUUGUCCCCGCUGAUUGCGUUAUGAUAUCAGGCAAAUGCGAAGCAGAUGAAUCCUCCAUCACUGGUGAGUCUAACACAAUACAUAAAUUUCCAAUUGCAAACUCAUUGAAAGAUUUCACAAAAUACAAUUCCGGUGACAGUCACUCACAAAAAAAACCAUUGGAUAUAGGUGACGUUUCCGAAGACGAUAACAAAGUUGCCGAUUGUAUGCUAAUCUCUGGUUCGAGAAUUCUAUCUGGCUUGGGCAGAGGUAUCGUCACUUCUGUGGGUAUAAACUCAGUUUAUGGACAAACAAUGACUUCACUGAAUGCGGAACCUGAAAGUACACCAUUACAAUUACAUUUGAGUCAAUUGGCUGAUAAUAUUUCUGUUUACGGUUGUGUGGCUGCUAUAAUCCUUUUCUUGGUCCUUUUCAUCAGAUACUUGUUUUAUAUAAUCCCUGAGAAAGGCAGAUUUCACGAUUUAGAUCCUGCUCAAAAGGGUUCUAAAUUCAUGAAUAUUUUCAUCACUUCCAUCACAGUUAUUGUGGUGGCUGUUCCAGAAGGUUUGCCAUUAGCAGUUACUUUAGCUCUAGCAUUCGCGACAACAAGAAUGACUCAAGAUGGUAACUUGGUGAGAGUUUUAAGAAGCUGUGAAACUAUGGGAUCUGCUACCGCAGUAUGUUCCGAUAAAACUGGUACUUUGACGGAGAAUGUCAUGAACGUCGUCCGUGGCUUCUUGGGCAAUUCUAAAUUCGAUGAUAAUAAGGGUUUACCUGUAAGCGAACAAAAAAGGCUGAAUUCCAGAAAAGUGUUCGAGGAAAAGUGUUCGCCAUCUUUGAGGACUGAUUUAUUAGCUAAUAUUGUUUUGAAUUCAACGGCCUUUGAAAACAGGGAUUUCAAGAGGAAAAAUGAAGAUAGAAGCAGCGUCAACAAAAAGUCCCCGGAAAGGUCCAGUUUUUACGCCAGGUGUAAAUCUAAAAUGUCCUUCCUUAAAAGGAGCAAGAAGCAUGAUGACGGAGAUCAGUUAUUUGAAAGUGUCAACGAGGGAAAACAAGAACCGUUUAUCGGCUCCAAAACCGAAACAGCUUUACUCAUUAUGGCGAGAUUGUCUUUAGGUUUGCAAGUUGGAGAAUUGCAAAAUUGGAGAGACCAACCGGCGGAAAAGUUCGGUAUCGAAAAAAUUGUCCAGACUAUUCCAUUUGAAAGUUCACGCAAGUGGGCUGGCUUAGUCGUGAAGUACAAAGACAGUGAAGGUAAAAAGCCAUUUUAUAGAUUAUUUGUUAAAGGUGCCGCGGAAAUUGUUUUCAAAAAAUGUUCAUACAAGAGAAACUCAGAUGACUCUUUGAAAGAAAUCGACGUAGAAGCCAAAAAACAAAUUGACGGUGAAAUCAAAAAUCUGGCGUCCGAUGCUCUCAGGGCGAUUAGCGUUGCCCAUAGAGAUUUCUACGAACUUGAAAACUGGCCUCCUGAGCAAUUGCGUGAUAAAGACUCAUCGAACCUGGCUGCACCGGAUCUACUAUUUACCAACCAAGACAUCGAAAAGGGUUUGAUUCUGGAUGGCAUACUCGGUAUUCAAGACCCCUUACGUGCAGGUGUCAAGGAAUCUGUUCAUCAAUGUCAACGGGCUGGUGUAACUGUACGUAUGGUUACCGGUGAUAAUAUAUUAACAGCAAAGGCCAUUGCGAGAAACUGUGGCAUUCUUUCCACCGACGUGACGUCUGAAGCUUAUUCUGCCAUGGAAGGCACUGAAUUCAGAAAGUUGACUAAAAAUGAACGUAUAAGAAUUCUGCCAAAUUUAAGAGUCUUGGCAAGGUCGUCACCAGAGGAUAAGAGGUUAUUGGUAGAAACAUUGAAAGGGAUGGGAGACGUUGUUGCAGUUACUGGCGAUGGUACAAAUGAUGCACCUGCUUUGAAACUAGCCGAUGUGGGAUUCUCAAUGGGUAUUUCCGGUACAGAAGUCGCUAGAGAGGCCUCUGAUAUUAUUUUGAUGACUGAUGAUUUUUCUGCCAUCGUUAAUGCUAUCAAAUGGGGCAGGUGUGUUUCUGUUUCCAUAAAAAAGUUUAUACAAUUUCAAUUGAUUGUUAAUAUCACUGCGGUGAUUUUAACUUUUGUUUCUUCUGUCGCAUCCAGCGAUGAAACAUCAGUAUUGACGGCGGUGCAACUAUUAUGGAUCAAUCUUAUUAUGGAUACUUUAGCAGCCUUAGCUUUAGCUACAGAUAAACCUGAUCCAAAUAUCAUGGACAGAAAACCGAAAGGUCGCUUGACAUCUUUGAUUUCUGUUUCAACUUGGAAGAUGAUUCUAUCACAAGCUACAUUGCAACUAAUAGUUACUUUUAUUUUGCAUUUCUACGGUCCGAAUUUGUUUUUUGACAAGUAUGAAGAUGAAAUAACGAGUCAUCAACAGCAACAACUAAAUGCCAUGACGUUCAACACUUUUGUUUGGUUACAGUUCUUUACCAUGCUAGUAUCCAGAAAACUAGAUGAAGGUGAUGGCAUAUCAAACUGGAGAGAUAGAAUUUCAGCCGCCAAUUUAAACUUCUUCCAAGACUUGGGUAGAAACUAUUAUUUUUUAACAAUAAUGGCUAUUAUUGGGGGAUGUCAAGUUAUAAUAAUGUUUUUCGGUGGCGCGCCAUUUUCUAUUGCCAGACAGACCAAGUCAAUGUGGAUAACCGCUGUACUUUGCGGUAUGUUGUCUUUGGUUAUGGGAGUGCUAGUAAGAAUGUGCCCUGAUGAGGUAGCACUGAAGUUGUUUCCAGAUACUUUUGUUCAGAAAUUUAAAUACAUAUUUGGGCUUGAAUUUCUCAGGAGAAAACAUCUUGGAAAACAUGACGAUGAAGAAGCGCUGGUGGAUGAAGCCGAUACUCCAGAAUCCACCGCCUUUUACUGA